Molecule: messenger RNA, 684 nt
Organism: Anopheles cruzii
Lineage: Eukaryota; Metazoa; Arthropoda; Insecta; Diptera; Culicidae
Gene: HemK2
Exons: 1
Coding region: 1-684 (227 amino acids)
Biological process (GO): methylation
Cellular component (GO): eRF1 methyltransferase complex
Molecular function (GO): protein methyltransferase activity; S-adenosylmethionine-dependent methyltransferase activity; nucleic acid binding
Source: RefSeq, a predicted model, not a curated record
AUGCAAACUCCGAUCUACAAAUUCGAACCAACCGACUACGAUGUGGUGUACGAACCGGCCGAGGACACAUUUUUGCUGCUCGACGCACUGGAAGACGAACUGCCGGACAUCGUUCGCCGGCAACCGCUGCUGUGCGUUGAGAUUGGCCCGGGCAGUGGAGUUAUCAUCACGGCACUCCGCCAAUCCCUCUCCCUGGCAUCGAAGGAAGUGCCGCCGCACUGUCUUGGGUUCGAUAUCAACCCGGCGGCGUGUCGGAUGACGCACCGGACGAGUGCACUGAACGGAGCGGCCGUCGAUGCGGUCAACAGCGAUCUACUCGGUAGUCUUCGGUCUCACAGCGUCGACCUGCUCGUCUUCAAUCCGCCGUACGUGCCAACGCAACCACCGGCCAGUAGCGACUCACUUGAAGAGCACAUUGACGAGUUCCGGCGAUCGGAACAACUAACCCACUCGUGGGCAGGCGGUAUCGAUGGACGGGCCGUUACCGAUCGUGUCGUUGCCGAUCUAAAGCGUGUCCUUGCUCCCGGUGGCGUGCUCUAUCUGCUGCUGGUGAAAGAGAACAAACCGCAAGAGGUUCUGCGAUGCGUGGAGCGGCUCGGCUUCCGGGGGAACAUCGUCAAGGAACGUCGUAUCCGUGGUGAACACCUUUUCGUGCUGCGAAUCUGCGAGCCCACGGCACGAUGA